Messenger RNA from Setaria italica (foxtail millet), 913 nucleotides. RefSeq names its product ribulose bisphosphate carboxylase small chain, chloroplastic. The transcript is spliced from 2 exons. The coding region runs from base 124 to 633 and encodes 169 amino acids. The record is from RefSeq and is a predicted model, not a curated record. NCBI's taxonomy places the organism in Eukaryota, Viridiplantae, Streptophyta, Magnoliopsida, Poales, Poaceae.
AGCAGCCACUCCUGCCAUAUCCUGACAUCCCCUCUGGUUUGGUUAUAUGUGCCCCUUGCCACAAGCCUCAACUCAAGCUACUGAGGCUUCAGUUUUAUUCGCUAGCUUGGUCUCUAGUAAGCCAUGGCCCCCACCGCGAUGGCCGCCGCCACCUCCGUCGCUCCAUUCCAGGGGCUCAAGUCCACCGCCAGACUCCCCGUCAGCCGCCGCUCCAGCAGCUCCGGCUUCGGCAACGUCAGCAACGGCGGAAGGAUCAGGUGCAUGCAGGUGUGGCCGGCGGAGGGCAACAAGAAGUUCGAGACCCUCUCCUACCUGCCACCUCUCUCCACGGACGAGGUCCUAAAGCAGAUCGACUACCUGAUCCGGAAGAACUGGAUCCCCUGCCUCGAGUUCAGCAAGAUCGGGUUCGUCUAUCGUGAGAACAGCACGUCUCCCUGUUACUACGACGGGCGCUACUGGACCAUGUGGAAGCUGCCCAUGUUCGGCUGCACCGAGGCCACCCAGGUGUACGCUGAGUUCGAGGAGUGCAAGAAGGCCUACCCCGACUGUUACAUCCGUAUCAUCGGCUUCGACAACAUCAAGCAGGUGCAGUGCGUCAUGUUCAUCGCCUACAAGCCCCCAGGCUCCGAGUAAGACCGGCGGCGCCAAAUAAGCUUAUCGCGCGGACCGCUCGCUCGUGAGCGACCGUGGAUGAAGUGUCUACUCGGUUUUGGCAACUUAAUUAUUUGACGCUCUGUUUAAAGUCGCCUGCUUGUUAAUUCCCUUUCUUUUCGUGUUUCCGUCCUGUGUGUAUGUACGAAUGUACAUGUAUCAACGUAGGCUGAGGAGCAUGCAUAUGUGAAUGCUAGCGCCGGCUAAACUUAUACGCAUACACAUCGUAAUAUAUUGUAUACGCAAUUCCUCCACUGCCUCA